AUGGGAAACCUCCCGAAAAAUAGAUUGCAAUCCAAUCGACCAUUUUUGAAUGUAGGUGUCGACUAUUGUGGACCAUUUUUUAUCAAAGAAAAACGCCACCGUAACCGCAAUAAGGUAAAGGCUAACGUCGCCGUGUUCAUUUGCUUCGCAACCAAAGCCGUUCAUUUAGAAUUAGUCGGCGAUCUAACUAUAGAAUCAUUUAUCGGUUGCUUAAAAAGAUUUUUCUCACGUCGCGGAAAAUCACAGAAUAUUUAUUCUGACCACGGUACAAAUUUCAUCGGGGCUCGAAACGAGCAGAAACAGCUUUACGAUUUGAUUCAGUCCGCACAAACGGAUCCUAAGGUUCAAACUUAUUUAUCAAAGGAGCGAAUUACUUGGAGUUUCAUUCCCCCUCGCGCUCCCCACAUGGGUGGUCUCUUGGAGGCCUCUGUCAAAUUAUUCAAGCAUCAUUUACUUAGAACAGCAGGUAAAACUUUACUCACUCACGAACAAUUGGAAACAUUUGUAAUAGAGGUAGAAGCCAUUCUCAACUCUCGACCUCUCUCCCCUCUUUCCCCUGAUCCUAAUGAUCUGCUUUCUUUGACACCUGGUCGUUUCCUGAUCGGUAGUCCACUGACCAGCUUUCCACAGACUGAUUUACGUGACAUCCCGGCUGGGUGGCUGUCAUCAUGGGAACAUGCUCAACAAAUGCGACAGCAUUUUUGGUCCAGAUGGCAGAAGGAAUAUCUGCAUCAAAUGAUCAGCCGCAACAAAUGGCAAUCAACCAGCGAUCCAGACAUUAUCAAGGUCGGAACUCUCGUCGUCCUGAAAGAAGACAAUCUUGCUCCCAUGGAUUGGAAGCUAGCUCGCAUUGUAGAUGUACAUCCAGGGCAAGAUAAGGUUGUUCGAAUUGUAACAGUGCGAACAAAUACAGGGGUGUAUAAGCGCAGCGUUACACGAUUGCGACCACUUUCGAUCUAUGAAUGCAAGGAUGAUUAA
Molecule: messenger RNA, 978 nt
Organism: Belonocnema kinseyi
Lineage: Eukaryota; Metazoa; Arthropoda; Insecta; Hymenoptera; Cynipidae
Exons: 1
Coding region: 1-978 (325 amino acids)
Biological process (GO): DNA integration
Molecular function (GO): nucleic acid binding
Source: RefSeq, a predicted model, not a curated record